This is a messenger RNA of Paramecium primaurelia, 456 nucleotides long. Lineage: Eukaryota; Ciliophora; Oligohymenophorea; Peniculida; Parameciidae. The record is from the annotation of a GenBank genome assembly.
AUGGAAGUAUAAAAUAUUUAAUACGAAUAAUGUGAAUUUUGUAAUAGAAAGUUUUUUGAAGGAAAAUUGAAAAUGCAUUUAAAAUUAUGUAGUAAAGAGAAACCAAUGAUCUUUGUUGCAAAAGGAAAAGAAGAACUAAAGAAGAAAAGAUCAAAAUCUAUGGUUAAACCAAAAUCUUUGGGACCAAAAAAAACUAAUAGAGAAAACAGUUCAUUAGAUAGAAGUUAUAUAACAACAGCAGAAUGUCAUAUAUGUGGAAGAAAAUUUAAUCCUCGAAAUCUAGAAAGUCAUUUAGAACUUUGUCAAAAAAAUUAAAAAGAAUUAAUGUAUAAAAAAAUGCUUAUUGAAAAAUAACUUAAACAAAAGAAAAUUAGUACUUACCAUUGUAAACAAUGUAGCUAUGAAAUGGAGCAAGAUCAUAAUUUCUGUGGAAGAUGUGGUUUUAAAAGAAAAUGA